Tripterygium wilfordii is the source of this 1940-nucleotide messenger RNA. RefSeq names its product 3-epi-6-deoxocathasterone 23-monooxygenase CYP90C1. The transcript has 9 exons. Bases 249 to 1724 code for a protein of 491 amino acids. The record is from RefSeq and is a predicted model, not a curated record. Gene Ontology annotation, biological process: sterol metabolic process; brassinosteroid biosynthetic process; brassinosteroid homeostasis. Gene Ontology annotation, molecular function: oxidoreductase activity, acting on paired donors, with incorporation or reduction of molecular oxygen, NAD(P)H as one donor, and incorporation of one atom of oxygen; iron ion binding; heme binding. NCBI's taxonomy places the organism in Eukaryota, Viridiplantae, Streptophyta, Magnoliopsida, Celastrales, Celastraceae.
UUAAUGAGUAGUUGUGCAAACUUUCCAGAUAUUCCUCUCUCACACAGUAAUCAUCCAGAGCAUCAAAUAUUAUAUAUCUCUCCCCCUCACUCCCAAUAUUUCAAUCCCCUCGCUCCCCCUCCGUCUCUCUCUCUCUCUCUCGUUCUUGCAUGGGGUGAGAAAGAUAAGCCAUGUCUUCGUUUUGGUGACAGGAUUUCUUUUUCUUGGGAUUGUUGUAAGAAAACUAGGGUUUUGGAGAUUCUGUAAGGAUGAAUUGUUGGGUUUUGGUGUGUGUGGUGGUGGUUGUGAUAGGAUGGUUUUGGUACAAGAACAAGAAGAUGAAGGCAGUGGAGAUUGAGAAGAGAAGUGGAGGAGUGAUUCCAAAAGGGAGUUUAGGUUGGCCUUUGAUAGGAGAAACUCUUGAAUUCAUAGCUUGUGGCUAUACAUCUAAGCCUGUCAGUUUCAUGGACAAACGCAAACUCCUGUACGGCAAUGUGUUCAAGACAAACAUAUUGGGAACACCAAUUAUAGUGUCAACAGAUCCUGAAGUGAACAAGGUGGUCUUACAAAACCAUGGCAAUGCAUUUGUUCCUGCUUAUCCCAAAUCAAUUACUGAGUUGUUGGGAAGGAACUCUAUUCUACAAAUGAAUGGGAAUUUACAAAAGAGAUUGCAUGCACUCGUCGGUGGAUUCUUGAGAUCACCACAGUUUAAAGCCAGAAUCACAAGGGACAUUGAAGAUUCAGUCAAACUCACUUUGGCUUCUUGGAAGGACAUGCACCGAAUACUCGUUCAAGAUGAAACAAAGAAGAUUACAUUCUCUAUACUGGUUCAAGUGUUGAUGAGCGUUGGUCCAGGAGAAGACCUAGACUUUAUCAAGAGAGAGUUUGAAGAGUUUAUUAAAGCCUUGAUUUGUAUACCAGUUAAGCUUCCGGGGACAAGACUCUAUAAAUCUUUGAAGGCUAAGGAGAGAUUGCUGAAGAUUGUGAGAAAGAUUGUAGAGCAAAGAAAGAUAGCAAUGGAUGAUGUUUAUUCAGGUGAAGCAAAUGAUGCAGUGGAAGUUCUGUUACGUGAAAGCAAUGGUGAUGGAAAUGAGAAGCUAUCGCUGACGGUUGAUGAAAUCAGUGAUCACAUUAUAGAGAUGAUGAUCCCCGGAGAAGAAACCCUGCCGACGGCCAUGAGCAUAGCUGUCAAAUUCCUCACUGACAGCCCCGUCGUCCUAACCAAGUUAAUGGAGGAGAACAUGGAGUUAAGGAGGCAAAAGACCGAGUCGGGCGAUGAUUAUAGUUGGAUCGAUUACAUGUCAUUACCAUUUACUCAAAAUGUGAUUAGUGAAACUCUUAGAAUGGCGAAUAUUAUUAAUGGGGUAUGGCGGAAAGCUCUUAAGGAUGUACAAGUUAAAGGCUAUUUGAUACCACAAGGGUGGUGUGUGUUGUCAGCUUUCAUAUCUGUUCAUAUGGGAGAAGAAUAUUAUGCAAACCCAUAUCAAUUUGAUCCAUGGAGAUGGGAGAAAAAUAGAGCAGUAGCGAACAACAAUAACUUUACACCGUUUGGUGGCGGACAGAGGCUAUGCCCUGGUCUAGAAUUAUCCAGGCUCGAACUCUCAAUCUUCCUUCACCAUCUGGUCACCAGUUAUAGUUGGGUGGCAGAGAAUGACGAGAUUGUUUACUUCCCAACAGUCAAGAUGAAGAGGAAAUUGCCCAUCAUCGUCAAAACUAUACAAGAUAAGAUAAACUCAUCACAGUGAAGUAAAAAUAUACAUUUAUGGCUCAAAUUAUAGGGAGACAGAUUCAUGGGGGGGUUUUCCCUACUCUUAUCUAUUAGUGUUAGUUCUGAUGUCUCUGUCUUCUUCUAUCCAUUGCUGGAAGGCUCUUGGGGUCGUCCUUUAUGUCCUGGAGAAGUUAUUGCAAUUUUAUUUAGGUCCUCCACACAUCUAAUGCGAUUUCGUUGAUGAUUCGAUAGC